CAAAAGAAAGACAUCUUAAUUGUGCAGUACGACCAAAUAUACUAUCGGCCCUACCAUGAAGCGUUACUGCUUUGUCCUUAUUUUCCUUGUCCUCGGCUUAGAACUGCCUGCUUGUUUUGCUUUAAAAGCAACCAGAUUGAAAGGACGGAUGCAUCCAGACAGGAGGAAUAUUAGACCAAACAUUAUUCUAGUCCUCACAGAUGACCAGGAUGUGGAGCUGGGUUCCUUGCAGGUGAUGAACAAGACCAGAAAGAUUAUGGAAGAAGGAGGUGCUAACUUCAUCAAUGCCUUUGUGACCACUCCAAUGUGCUGUCCGUCCCGCUCUUCUAUGUUAACAGGCAAAUAUGUUCAUAAUCACAACAUAUACACGAACAAUGAGAACUGCUCCUCCCCGUCCUGGCAAGCAAUACACGAACCGCGCACGUUUGCAGUGUACCUCAAUAAUACCGGAUACAGGACAGCAUUUUUUGGGAAAUACCUCAACGAGUACAAUGGAAGCUACAUCCCACCCGGAUGGCGUGAGUGGCUCGGGCUGAUAAAGAAUUCUCGCUUUUACAAUUACACGAUGUGCAGGAAUGGUUACAAGGAAAAGCAUGGAUUCGAAUAUGAAAAGGACUAUUUUACCGACCUGAUUACCAAUGACAGUAUUAGUUACUUUAAAUUAUCAAAGAAAAUCUAUCCCCAUCGUCCAAUAAUGAUGGUGAUCAGCCACGCUGCACCCCACGGGCCAGAAGAUUCCGCUCCACAGUUUUCAGAGCUUUUCCCAAAUGCUUCUCAACACAUAACACCCAGUUAUAACUAUGCCCCCAACAUGGACAAGCACUGGAUCAUGCAGUACACGGGUGCCAUGCUACCUAUUCAUAUGGAGUUCACAAACGUUCUGCACCGGAAGAGACUACAGACCCUGAUGUCUGUUGAUGACUCGAUGCAAAAGUUGUAUAAUAUGCUAGUUGAAAUUGAAGAAUUGGACAACACCUACAUCAUCUACACAGCAGACCAUGGCUAUCACAUAGGGCAGUUUGGGCUGGUGAAAGGAAAGUCAAUGCCGUAUGACUUCGAUAUUCGGGUUCCCUUUUUUGUUCGUGGACCAAACGUGGUACAGGGAUCAGUUGUGCCACAGAUUGUGCUAAAUUUAGAUAUUGCCCCCACCAUUUUGGAUAUUGCUGGACUGGAUGCCCCACCUGACAUGGAUGGCAAGUCUGUUUUGCCCUUGAUGGACAUAGAAAGACCAGGAAACAGGUUAAGAACAACCAAGAAAAGCAAGAUCUGGCGAGAUACUUUCCUCGUAGAAAGAGGAAAAUUUCUUCGAAAGAAGGAGGAACAAAUCAAGAGCACCCCGCCGCAGUCUAACCACUUGCCAAAAUACGAGCGUGUCAGAGAACUGUGCCAACAGCCCCGAUACCAGACAGCAUGCAAGCAGCCAGGGCAGAAAUGGCAAUGCAUUGAAGAUGUUUCAGGAAAGCUUCGCAUUCAUAAAUGUAAGGGACCUACAGACACAGUGGCAUUAAGGAAGAGAACACGAAGUAUAAAUUCAAGGCGAUAUGGAAGCAAACACAAGGAGUGUGUGUGCGAUGAAACGGAUUACAGAACAAGCAAAAAUCAAAGGAAAAAAAAACUUUUCUUGAGAAAUCCCGGUGCUAAAAGAUUCAAUCCUCGCUUUGUCCACACUCGCCAUGUACGCUCCCUAUCUGUUGAGUUUGAAGGGGAAAUCUAUGACAUACAUUUGGAAGAUAAGCAGAAUCUGCAAGAUUUAAAGCCAAAAAGCAUCGCCAAAAGGCAUUAUACAUCGGAUGAGGAGGCACGAGAAGAUACAGAUGAUGAUGAAGAAGAGGAGGAAGAUGAAGACCUAAUGGGGGAGCCUGAUGAGGACGAAAUCAUGUUAGCUGACGGAGUGAUGAGUGCCAGCCAGGCUGCAUCUGUCAAAGUCACACACAAGUGCUAUAUUCUUACCAAUGACACGGUGCACUGUGAACGGGAACUUUACCAGUCCAGUAAAGCCUGGAAAGACCACAAAGCUUAUAUUGACAAGGAGAUUGAAGCCCUCCAGGACAAAAUAAAAAACUUAAGGGAAGUAAGAGGUCAUCUUAAAAGAAGAAAGCCUGACGAAUGUGACUGCAGCAAACCAGGAUUUUACAAGAAAGAGAAAGGCAUGAGAGUUCAGGACAAGAUUAAGGGCCACAUACACCCAUUUAAGGAAGUUGCUCAGGAAGUGGACAAUAAGCUUCAGAUUUUUAAAGACAACAGGAGAAAGAAAAAGGAAAGGAAAGAGAAGAAACGUCAAAAGAAAGGAGAAGAAUGCAGUCUUCCCGGACUGACCUGCUUUACUCACGAUAACAACCACUGGCAGACGGCACCUUUCUGGAAUUUGGGAUCGUUCUGCGCCUGCACCAGUUCUAAUAAUAACACUUAUUGGUGUCUAAGAACUAUCAAUGAUACUCACAACUUUCUGUUCUGUGAAUUUGCAACUGGUUUCCUGGAAUAUUUUGAUAUGAACACAGACCCUUACCAGUUAACGAAUACUGUCCAUACAAUAGAGAAGGGUCUUCUGAACCAGCUUCAUAUACAGCUGAUGGAGCAUAGAAGUUGUCAAGGUCAUAAACAAUGCAACCCAAGGCCCAAAGGACUUGAGACAGAGGACAACUAUGGGAAGGAUGGGAAGGUUAACUUGCCAAAUUUCACAGAGGAUGUUGACUGGAAAGGACUGGAAGACUUGUACAACGUCAGUGAAAGUUUAUAUGGAUACAGGAACAAUUAUACACUUAGUCUGGAGGACUGGGCUAAUUACUUGAAGGAUGUAGAUAGAGUUUUUGCACUGCUCAAUGGUAACACUAAACCAAUUAAAACAAAUAAGACUGUGGUUGCUGAAACAUCUGGGGUCUCAUCAAAAGAACCAACAACAUUGAUAGAUAUGUCCUCCGCUGAGUCCGAGGAAGAAUUCAGUGGUGCAUUCGAAGAAGAAAAAGAACCUACAAUUAAAACCCACUUUGGACAUUUUGAAACAAUUAAUGAUAUCCCUGAAAAACAAAAAAUGAACCAGGAACAUUUGAGGAACGCAGAUAGAUGGACAAAGCCAAUAGGUAUUCAUGAUAUUGAGUUCAGCGGGAAUGGACUAACAGAGCUGGAAUCCAACAAUGGUUUAGCGUAUAAGGCCAUCAGUCCUGUUUCAAAGGAAACAGACCAAGGUAGCAGCCAUGGGAGUGAAGAUAUCUUUGAAGAUCAGGCAUACCUUCCAAUUGACUUAAUGUCUGCUGGUCAGGAGACAAAAACCAUUUCCUCUGUAAAGCAGCCGUCCAAGUCUGGGGAUCUUAGAACUUUGAAGAUCACAUCUGCACAAGACUUUUCAGGAGAGAUCGACAAAAGCAUGGAUUCUGAAGGCAGCGCAUCAUUCCCUCUCUAUUCUGGUUAAAAUGUAUUUUAACUGAAACCUGUUAACCUAGUACCAUGGCACUUGACAUUCCGAAGUGCAUUUAGCAGUUUACUUUGUAAUCGAUCAGAUACCAUGCGGGGAAAAAAGAUCUCAAAAAUAGUCCCUACUUUUAGUGUCAACAACCUCACAGCACAUUGCAAGGAAAAAAAAUCACAUUUUCACCAGUUGGUUCAUAGGGCAAGAUUGUAUAUUUGGUGAGGGUUCCCACAAUUUUGAAUGAUUUAUAUUUCCUAACCACUGGAAUUUUCUUAAUGUCACAAUUAAGUUAAGUUUUCAUGCACUUUUAAAACUUUUUAAUUCUAUCACCAUAUUUACCCCUUUUAGUUUAGAGUUUUGGUGUAAGGUUGAUUAUAAUGGCGAAAA
Molecule: messenger RNA, 3790 nt
Organism: Spea bombifrons (plains spadefoot toad)
Lineage: Eukaryota; Metazoa; Chordata; Amphibia; Anura; Pelobatidae
Gene: SULF1
Product: sulfatase 1
Exons: 18
Coding region: 56-3406 (1116 amino acids)
Cellular component (GO): plasma membrane; endoplasmic reticulum; cell surface
Molecular function (GO): calcium ion binding; N-acetylglucosamine-6-sulfatase activity; glycosaminoglycan binding
Source: RefSeq, a predicted model, not a curated record